This is a messenger RNA of Heterocephalus glaber (naked mole-rat), 969 nucleotides long. RefSeq names its product glutathione peroxidase 2 (gene Gpx2). The record is from RefSeq and is a predicted model, not a curated record. Lineage: Eukaryota; Metazoa; Chordata; Mammalia; Rodentia; Bathyergidae. Gene Ontology annotation, molecular function: glutathione peroxidase activity. Gene Ontology annotation, biological process: response to oxidative stress.
UUCCUCCCCACCCUUUCCAUAGACCCUGAAGUGGGUGCACGCCCCUCAGCAUACUCGCUGUGCUCUUCACCAUGGCUUACAUUGCCAAGUCCUUCUACGACCUCAGUGCCGUCAGCCUGGAUGGGGAGAAGGUAGAUUUCAACACAUUCCGAGGCAGGGUAGUGCUGAUUGAGAAUGUAGCCUCCCUGUGAGGCACGACCACCCGGGACUUCACCCAGCUCAAUGAGUUGCAGUGCCGCUUCCCCAGGCGCCUGGUCGUUCUUGGCUUCCCUUGCAACCAAUUUGGACAUCAGGAGAACUGUCAAAAUGAGGAGAUCCUAAACAGUCUCAAAUAUGUCCGCCCCGGGAGUGGAUUCCAGCCUACCUUUACUCUUGUCCAGAAGUGUGAGGUGAAUGGGCAAAACGAGCACCCUGUCUUCGCCUACCUGAAGGACAAGCUCCCCUACCCUUACGACGACCCAUUUUCCCUCAUGACGGACCCCAAGCUCAUCAUGUGGAGUCCAGUACGGCGUUCAGACGUGUCCUGGAACUUUGAGAAGUUCCUCAUAGGACCAGAGGGGGAGCCCUUCCGACGCUACAGCCGCUCUUUUCAGACCAUCAACAUUGAGCCUGACAUCAAGCGACUCCUCAAAGUUGCCAUAUAGAUGUGAGCUGCUCGACUCCUACUCAGUCCAGUCCCUAAGUGUUCUUUUUAGGAUUCAAUGUGCCCUCAGGGCACUACUGGAUCAAAUUUUCCCUCCAUCUCACCCCGUUUACCUAAGAGACUUGCAAUUCCCAUCUCCCAUUUCCUUUUCCACUCUCAACCCUCUGGUCGGUGAAUCAACUUGGGGCUCUACAACAGGUGGGCUCUGGGCCUUCACAGAAUGAUGGCACCUUCCUAAACCCUUCUGGAUGGUAUCUGAGAAGUGUGAAUGGCCCGAAGCCAGCCUGCUAGAUGAGUCCAAUAAAGUGCAGCUGUGGAGUACCUAG